Messenger RNA from Triticum aestivum (bread wheat), 5309 nucleotides. RefSeq names its product putative disease resistance protein RGA3. Gene Ontology annotation, molecular function: ADP binding. The coding region runs from base 189 to 4343 and encodes 1384 amino acids. NCBI's taxonomy places the organism in Eukaryota, Viridiplantae, Streptophyta, Magnoliopsida, Poales, Poaceae. The record is from RefSeq and is a predicted model, not a curated record. The transcript has 5 exons.
CGACUCAAACCACAUGAAAGCAAUCCCCACACCGCUAGAGCUGCAGCUUCCCUCGCUGCUUCCACCGGCGUCAAACCCCCAAUUAUUGCCCCGGUGACGCGACGUACGGCGGGCGGCGGAGUGCAGACGGACGUACGGCGGCGUUGACGGAGAUCGGAGCUGAGUCGAGGCGGGCGGCGGAGUGCCAGAUGGCGACGGCUCUCGGCCCGGCGGCCACGCUCCUCGGCAAGGUGUUCACGAUGCUGUCCUCCGUCCCGGUGGCGGCGUACGUGGACAGCCUCGAGCUCGGCCACAACUCCCAGCAGAUCAAGGCCAAGCUCGCGCACACGCGAGGCCUGCUGCACAAGGCCAAGGUGAGCGACGUCGGCCACAACCCCGGACUGCAGGACCUGCUACCGGCGCUGAGCAGGAACGCCGACCAGGCGGAGGACCUGCUGGAUGAGCUCCACUACUUCCAGAUCCAUGACAGGCUCCACGGCACCAGCUACGCCACCACCCAGGCCAAUUUUCUCCGUCAUGGUCGCAAUGCUCUCCGCCAAACUGCCACUAGCAGCUGGGCCGCAUGCUUUUCUUGUUCCUCUGCACAAGAUGAUAGUGGCGAUGAUGCUGAUCAUGGUGAUGACUUACGUUUCCACCCAGUGAUCUUCUCUAGGAAAAUCAAGUCGGUGUUACAGGACAUGCAGACCCACUGUGAUUCCGUCUCCGAUUUGCUUGGCAAUAUCCCAAGCAACAGCAUGGCAGCCGCCCUACACCGGCCACAGAUUGGAUCCACAAUUAUACAGGAUACAUUGUAUGGCAGGAGAGACACUUUUGAGGAAACUGUCAACCGUAUCAUCAGCUGCAAACAGACUGUUUCUGUUCUUCCUAUAGUUGGUCCAGGGGGUAUUGGAAAAACAACUUUCACCCAACACCUCUAUAAUGAUGCAAGGCUGUAUGGUGAUACUAGGGGAGCUGGAAAUCACUUUGAAGUCAGGGUCUGGGUAUGUGCGUCGACUGAUUUCGAUGUGCUUAAGCUCACCAGGGAGAUCCUUGGCUGCAUACCAGCAACUGAACAAGAAGGAAGCAACUGUGUUGCAAAUGAAACAAGCAAUUUAGACCAGCUUCAGAAAUCCAUAGCACACCGUCUCAAGUCCAAAAGGUUUCUAAUUGUCUUGGAUGAUAUAUGGAAAUGCGACGGCGAGGAUCAGUGGAAGACCCUGCUAGCUCCGUUCACAAAGGGGGAAACCAAAGGAAGCAUGGUACUUGUCACAACUCGAUUCCCAAAGGUAGCAGACAUGGUGAAAACAGUUGAUCCACUAGAGCUGCGAGGUUUGGAGUCUAAGGACUUCUUCGCGUUCUUUGAAGCAUGUAUAUUUGGUGAUCACAAGCCUGAGGAUUAUGAAUAUCAGUUAGCUGGUAUUGGAGGAAAAAUUGCAAAUAAGCUAAAGGGUUCCCCACUAGCAGCCAAAACAGUUGGCAGACUAUUGCACAAGGACCUUUCUCAGGAACAUUGGAAUGGAGUUCUUAAAAAGCAUGAGUGGCUGAAGCGCCAAAAUAAUGAUGAGAUCAUGCCAUCUUUAAAAAUUAGCUACGAUUACCUCCCUUCUGAUCUGAAGGAAUGCUUUUCAUACUUUGGCCUUUAUCCUGAAGAUCAUCGGUUUGAUAAUUCAGAAAUGAACCGCCUUCUUGUUGCAGUUGGCAUCACAGAAUCUACUCAGGAAGUUGACAGGAAUUACUUGGAGGAACUAGUGGACAACGGUUUUCUCAUGAAGCAAUCUGAUUAUCAUGGUCGAUACUACUAUGUAUUGCAUGAUUUAAUGCAUGAGCUAUGUCGGAGUGUUUCUGCACAAGAAUGCCUCAGUAUAAGUGGCUCACAUUCCAGAGCUGAUGCGAUUCCACAGUCAGUUCGACACUUAUCCAUCACCAUAGAAGAGAGAUAUGGUACAAAUUUUGAGGAAGAAAUGUGUAAACUAAGGGGGAGGAUAGACAUUGCUAGUCUGCGGACCUUGAUGAUUUUUGGAAUAUAUGAAAAAGGAAUCGCCGGAAGAUAUGAAAAAAGAAUCGCCAAGCUUUUGAAAGAUUGCUUCAAGCAAAUAAAUAGUCUGCGUGUCCUAUUCAUAGCAGUGAACUCUCCAGAAUGUUUUCCACAUAGGUUUUCAAAACUUAUCCACCUCCAGUACCUCAAAAUCAGUUCAUCUUACAACUCUGAAAUGUGUUUACCUAGUACACUAUCAAGAUUUUAUCACUUGGAAUUCUUGGACCUAGAUGAUUGGCAUGGUAGUUCUGAUUUGCCUGAAGACUUUAGCCACCUUGAGAAUUUACAUGAUUUCCGUGCUAAAAGUGAACUCCACUCCAAUAUUCGGAAUGUUGGAAAAAUCGAGCAUCUGCGGAGGCUAAAAGAAUUCCGUGUUAAGAAGGAGAGUGUGGGAUUUGAACUGAGAGAACUUGGGGCACUCACAGAGCUUGAAGAAGAACUGAUUAUACAUGGUCUUGAACACGUGGAGACCAAGGAGGAAGCCGCUGCAGCCAAACUGAUGUUGAAAACGAAUCUGAAGGAGUUGAAAUUGCUCUGGGACAGAGAUCGGGUAACUAUGGAUGCUGAUAUUCUUGGUGCUCUUCAACCACACUCUAAUCUUAGAGUGCUAACAAUCACAAAUCCUAGUUGUACCAUUGGUCCUAGUUGGUUGUGUCCUGGUAUGUGGCUAACAAGUUUAGAGACUCUCACUCUAGAAGGCGUAUCUUGGAACACACUUCCACCUUUUGGGAAGCUACCAAAUCUCAAGGUACUCACUUUGAAGAGAAUUUCUGGAAUGCGUCAGUUUGGGCCUCGCUGUGGUGGCGCUCCAGGCAAAUGUUUUAUGCGCUUGAAGGAAGUUGGGUUUCAUGAGAUGUCGGAAUUUGCUGAAUGGGUUGUGGAACCUAAUUGUCGUUCCUUUCCAAGUCUUGAAAGAAUCGAAUGUGUUGAGUGUCCCAAUCUCCAUGUGAUGCCAUUCUCGGAGGUGUUUUGGACCAAUUUGCGCAAACUUCGAGUUUCUGGGUGCCCCAUGAUGUCUCUGCCCUCCAUGCCUCACACCUCCACACUGACUGAUUUGGUUGUUAAAAGAGGUGAUUCAGAAAGUUUGGGUUACCAUGAAAAGAAUUUGGUUGUUAGUGGGUACAGCGGUGCUUUGGUCUUCCACAAUCUGGAUAAAGUAGAACAUAUGACUAUUGAAGAUGUAUCACACAUUUCCUUGACAGAUAUUGAUAAGCUUAAAACCAUAACAACACUAGAUAUCAGGAAAUGUGACGGUUUAUUCCCCGAAGAGGUUGAUGACAGCAUUGUCUUCCAUUCAGUUACAACCCUCACCUUACAUGUAUCUCAUCUUAACAGAAAAUCAGCGUCAAAAGUGUUAAACUAUUUUCCGGCUCUUUCUAUGUUGAAGAUAAAGAGUGGUUGCCCUGAAUAUAAGGAGGAAUGUGUGACGCAGUUCCCCUCAUCCAGCUCACUGCAGAAACUUAGCUUUACAUCCUGCAACAGCCUGGUUCUUGUGCCAGUGGAGAAUGGAGGAAGAAUUCAAGAGGACAACUCGUUGCUUCCCUGUGGAGAAUCGAUGAUGAGUUUAAGAAUAUUGAUUUGUGGCAAACUCUUCUCUCAAUGGCCCAUGGGAGAAGCUCAGAUAAUCUACCCUUUCCCUGCUUCCCUGAGGGAACUUGAUGUUUACAAAGAGCCAAGCAUGAAGUCAAUGGCUCUGCUCUCAAACCUCACGUCCCUCACCAGUCUAAAGCUAGUACAUUGUAGUAAUUUAACAGUGGACGGAUUCAAUCCUCUCAUCACAGUCAACCUCAGGGUUUUGGAUGCUAGCUUCAGCAACACCUUAGCAGCAGAUCUGCUCUCAGAGGUGGCCAGGACCAAAUUAUUGCCUGCAAGUUACAUCUCUAGAUUGGAGGUACUCACGGUGGAUGACAUCUCUGGAUUGCUUGUUGCUCCUAUUUGCAAUCUCCUCGCUCCGGCCCUCCACACACUUAAAUUCGAUACUGAUAUGAGGGCGGAAAGCUUCACGGAGGAGCAGGAGAAAGCGCUGCAGCUCCUGACCUCCCUCCAGAAUCUAACAUUUUAUCAUUGCGAUGGUCUGCAGUCGCUUCCUCAAGGGUUGCAUCGCCUUUCUUCCCUCAAGGAGUUACGUGUGGAUUGGUGUUCAAAAAUCCAAUCGAUGCCCAAGGAGGGCUUCCCAGUUUCGCUGAGAUACUUACGUAUAUGGCCGCGCAGUGCUGAGAUAGACGAGCUAAUCGAGAAAAUCGAAAGAACAAGCUCAGAUUUAGUUGCAACCGAUGAACCACCUAUAAUGCCUCGCGCCGCUGAGAUUCUACAUCACCUUUUCUUAUAGGAUGACGUAUAAGGCCGACAUAUAAGGCCUCACAGUGCUGUUAGCUUUUGUGUUGUGUCCCAGACUACAUCACCUUUACUUCUGGGAUGGCAUAUUACUGCGUUACAGCUAGCAUAGAGCGGCUGAAUGCUAAGGUGAUACCAGAUGGACCUAGAGAAGUGCAAGCAUGCUUGGAAAUAACGGAAUUGUGGGAUUUGAAGCGCCUGGAGUGUGAAAUAGUGGGAUUUUCACCAUAUCUCCUGCUUCUUCUCGCACCUGGAAGCAGGGCUGCCGGGCACUGUAACAAUGUGUGCAUAAUAAGUUGUGAAUCCUUUAACUUAAAAAAAUAAAUUCUGAAUCCUUUCAGCAAUGCAAGGAUUGCUAUAUGCAUCUGCAUCUGCGGACAUGUCACUUGCGGAUCAGGGUGUUUUCUUGUCGUUGGAACUGAGGCUGGAUUCUUCUGCUCUUUUUUCGCAAAAAGCAGCAGAACUGAACAUGCCAAUACAUUUGGUAUCAUUCACACGCAGGGAAGUGGAGGAUGUUGCUUUGUAAAGGGCCGCCCUUCAAGCACCUGAUGUAACUCUUGGGAACUUUGGAAGGAGAGGAAUACUAGGAUCUUUCGAAAUGUCUCUACGCCUUCGAUGAUAAUUGUGGACAAGAUCUUGGAUGAAGCCAGAUUAUGGGUGUUGGCAGGUGCCAAGGACUUGAUGUAAUUUUACCCCGCGAGUAGUUGCUUUAUCUUUGCCAGUUUAUGGCUGUUGUCUUCGGACACUGUUACAACUCCUUCUUAAUUAAUGAAAUGGCAAGUCUUUUGCCUCAUUUAAAAAAAAAACUCUUGAUUGCAGUCCGAGUAGUGAAUUUCACAGUUGAUUCAGGGUAUAACUCUUGUAUCCAAGCAAAUAAACAUGAAUGAAGCAUUUGUCUUGGCAUGCUUAAAGGUCAGUAGGUCACACCUUGUUGUCACAUUUCGAUUUUCCCUAGUAAUGC